AUGACGGGUGUUCUGUGUUUAGUGCUCGUGUUGUGUAGCGUGGCGCACGACGCCGUAGCCAGUCCUCUCAGUCCCGAGCAGGUGCUUGGCCCUAACUUCCGGCUUCAGGAUGACUUCCGGUCUGAGGAGGCGUCCUUGCGGGACCUGCUGUCACACCGACUUGGGAUGCCUUCCUACUGGGGCAUCUCCACAUCAGUCAUGAACCUGACAAGACUGCAGAUUCUGGAACGUAUGAAAGACUUCCCCGUUCAGUACGACUUCCGGGACCGCUACCUCUACAGCAACUACCUGUAUGUAGCGGCGGCGGCAGCAGUGGAGACGGCAUCGUGCGAGACAUGGGAAGACGCCAUCCAGAACAGAAUAUUCAAACCUCUUGGAAUGACAUCAAGUCGUCUAAGCACGCGGUUGACGGACGCCGACUGGAACAACAUCGCCUACUCCGCCGACAUCGUCCACAACAAGGUGGAGCAGUUCGACGAGCCAACGCUGUUACCGAUCAUCCAGGAGAUAGCUCCAGCUGCCGGCGUCUACAGUAACGCCCAAGACAUGGCGAAGUGGCUUCGCUUUCAUCUCAACUCGGGAAAGAACGAGCAAGGACACCAGGUGGUCGGUGCGCAGGCUCUGCAGGACACCUACCACCCGAACACCGCCUGGUAUACCACUUACCUCACCCGGGACACCUUCCCCGUCGACGACCUCAUCUACUCCUACGCCAUGGGCUGGAGGAACGGCGUGUACAGAGGUUACAAGAAGAAUCUCCACAUGGCCGCCUACAACGGCUACCAAGGGACGCUCACGUUCCUGCCUGAAGUCGGCGUCGGUGUAUGGGCUCACCUCUCCGGCGCUGCCAACCACAGGGGCUUCGACGCCAGGAACACCGUCAUCAUGUACAGCCUUGACCUCAUGCUGGGCAACGAGAUCUGGUUGAACUCGAGCACUGCCUGCUCCUUCCCGUCACCGUGGUUGCAGGAGGAUGCCGUACCUCCAGCCCCUACCGUCCCUGAAUAUGUACGUCCCAGCGUCGCCAUCAACACCACCGAGUAUAUUGGCAAAUACCACCACCCAGCGUUCGGUACGCUGGAGAUCUUCCACGACGACGUCAGUGGCCAUCUGCUUGGCUAUAGGUGA
Haliotis rubra (blacklip abalone) is the source of this 1128-nucleotide messenger RNA. RefSeq lists its product as uncharacterized. Bases 1 to 1128 code for a protein of 375 amino acids. The transcript has 8 exons. The record is from RefSeq and is a predicted model, not a curated record. Lineage: Eukaryota; Metazoa; Mollusca; Gastropoda; Lepetellida; Haliotidae.